Messenger RNA from Seminavis robusta, 1956 nucleotides. The record is from the annotation of a GenBank genome assembly. Lineage: Eukaryota; Bacillariophyta; Bacillariophyceae; Naviculales; Naviculaceae.
AUGCCUCCCGCUGCUGCCGCUGCCGCUCCAGCCAAGAGAACAAAUAAGACAAUGGACGAUCAAAUUGUCUCCGCCUUGGUGGCACUCAAUAAAGCCAUCGAGAUGUUGGGAAAUGAUGGUGCAAGCCACGAACAACGGAAGCAGGCAGCUGAUGGUCUUGUAGAUGUGAAGACUUUUCUGUUGCAACGCCCCACUACUGUAACUCAAAAUAAUGCUAACACUUCUCGAGUGUCUCGCAUGAAUUAUGCGUUGAAGAGAACGGCAACCUUACAGAAGAACACAACGGUGCAAUGUACCGGUAACCGCCAACAAGCCGAUCCUCUGGAAGAAACUGAAGCCGUGGACGAAAACAGUGCCAGUGCCAACCAAACACCAGCAAAAACUACUCCUACAAAACCACUUCCAACCACAAAACAGAAACAUGAAGCCCCUAUUGCAAUGCCAUUACCGGAGCCAGCCAAUGGAACGCAAUACACACGAGUGGAAUUUUUAAGGAUCAUCACUGCCUACCCCACCACUGGAAAAAUCAAACGAUCCAUGGCAAUGCAGGAAGCUAUCAACAAAAAGUACGUCCCUUUGUCAGCCUCUGGUCUCUACAGAACUCUCAAAAAACUAGAGCAGCACAUUGAAAAUGGUGGCUCUUUGGAAGACUUCCCGGAUGGACCAUGGAAUAUUGCCACGAGAGCAAUCCCAAUGCUACAAAUGGAACUAGCGGCAGUUCCAGAUGGAUUGCCAGGAAAGUUUUCUCCCUCAAAACCUCCCACCAAAAAGCGGAAACUAGAUGUCCCUUCUGUUACAUUGCCAAAACCUGCCAAUGGAACACAAUACACCCGUGUGGAAUUCUUAAGGAUCAUCACUGCCUACCCCACCACUGGAAAAAUCAAACGAUCCAUGGCAAUGCAAGAAGCCAUGGACAAAAAGUAUGUCCCUUGUUCAGCCUCGGCUCUCUACAACAGUCUCAAAAACCUAGAGCAUCACAUUGAAAAGGGUGGUUCUUUGGACGACUUCCCAGAUGAACCAUGGAAAAUUGUGAAGGUAGCAAUCCCAAUGCAACAAAACGAACCAGCCGUAGUUGCAAAACCACCUCCCACCAACAAGCGGAAACCAGAUGUCCCUCCUAUUACAUUGCCAAAGCCGGCCAAUGGAACGCAAUACACACGAGUGGAAUUCUUAAGGAUCAUCACUCCCUACCCCACCACUGGAAAAAUCAAACGAUCCAUGGCAAUGCAGGAAGUCCUGGACAAAAAGUAUGUCCCUUGUUCAGCCUCUGUUCUCUACAAGCUUCUCAAAAACCUAGAGCAACACGUUGAAAAGGGUGGCUCUUUGGACGACUUCCCAGAUGAACCAUGGAAAGUUCUUCCAUCAAAACCACCUCCUACCAAAAAGCAGAAAGCAGAUGUCCCUUCUAUUGCAUUGCCGAAGCCUGCCAAUGGAACAAUAUACACCAAGGUGGAAUUCCUAAGGAUCAUCACUCCCUACCCCACCACUGGAAAACUCAAACGCUCCAUGGCAAUGCAGGAAGUCCUGGACAAAAAGUAUGUCCCUUGUUCAGCCUCUGGUCUCUACAAGCUUCUCAAAAACCUAGAGCAACACGUUGAAAAAGGUGGCUCUUUGGAAGACUUCCCGGAUGAACCAUGGAAAACUCUUCCCCCAAGAGCACCUCCCACCAAAAAACAGAAACCUGAUGUCCCUUCUAUUACAUUGCCAAAGCCUGCCAAUGGAACACAAUACACCCGUGUGGAAUUCUUAAAGAUCAUUACUCCCUACCCUACCACUGGAAAACUCAAACGCUCCGUGGCGAUGCAGGAAGCCAUCAAUAAAAAGUAUGUCCCUUUGACAGCCUCUGGUCUCUACCUGAUUCUCAAAAAACUUGGGCAGCACAUUGAAAAGGGUGGCUCUUUGGAUGACUUUCCUGACGAACCAUGGUAUAUUCACAAGGGAACAACAACAAAUUAG